AUGAUUCAUUACUGUCAACUCUCCAGUAAUUCAACAUCCCAUCCCUAUCUUAUCAUGUCUAGACGAGCAGAAAUCAAACAAAAACAAGAACUUCAGGCACGAUUCCAAUUAGCCAUGUCUGCUAAUAAUCAAAAGGCAUUAAAUUGGCUAAAACCAUUGAAAUCUACUGCUUCCACCACAUCAACAUCAUCAGAAACCCCCAAUGCGAAUAAUCCCACUUCUGAUGAUUCAUUUAUGGAUUUACAAAUUAUUCCUCAAGGUGCAAGUCUAUCGAAAUUGGACAAUUUACAAAAAAUUGGGGAUUUUAUAAAUUCAAAAGAUAUAACAAAAAUGAAACAAUCAACAACAACAACAACAACAACUGCUUCGAAUUUAACAUCCAAUAGGGUAACUAAAUCAAAACCAAUGUUGGCAUUAAUGAAUAAAAUGAGAGACAGUAAUAGGAAAAAUGUUCGACAAAACCAACAUCAUCAUCAACAACAACAACAAUCAACAUCAAGUAUAAAUGGAAAGAGCAAUAAACCAAUGAUACCGAAUAAAUCACAGUCUAUAGUAAAAAACUACAAUAAUGAAGAAGAGGAUGAUGAUGAUGACGAAGAGGAUGAUGAUGACGAAGAGGAUGACGAAGACAGUCGAGCUAUAAGGUCUAGAACUGUGAAAAAGGGGUCAAGUUUAUUACUUGAGAAUAAAUUGAAUAAUAAGAAUAGUGGUACGAAAAAGAAAAAUGUACGUCCAUUUUAA
Candida albicans SC5314 is the source of this 741-nucleotide messenger RNA. RefSeq lists its product as uncharacterized. The record is from RefSeq and is a predicted model, not a curated record. The transcript has a single exon. Lineage: Eukaryota; Fungi; Ascomycota; Pichiomycetes; Serinales; Debaryomycetaceae. The coding region runs from base 1 to 741 and encodes 246 amino acids. Gene Ontology annotation, cellular component: 90S preribosome. Gene Ontology annotation, biological process: ribosomal small subunit biogenesis.